AAGAGAAGCUACCAACUUUGUUCAGUCUGUUACAUCCCUUAGAUGAACCUACCCCAGUGCUGUGCAGAAAUGGAAGCAGUGGAAACACAAGAGUCAGUUUUGUCACAGACCCUAUGCAACAGAUUGUCUUCACUAGUCAGAAACCCUCCCUGGUCAUGACCUUUGACCGGUCAAUCGGAGUUCACUCGGUCUGGGCAUUGAGAAAAGUGAAAGAAGAGGAGGCAAACACAGCAGUCAAGCUGCUGGACGUCCUCAGUGGAUCUCUCUCUCUCCACUCCUCCAUGGCCAACACCACUGGUCUGGGUGCCACGCCCAAGCACCACAGCACCAGCUCCACAGCCAGCCUCCUGGCUGGUCUCAGCAUGAGUGCCCAGUCACGCCUCAGCAUGUGCAGCGUUUCGCCGGCCAUGUCACCCGCACCGGGGUUCAGAGGUUACGCCCGUACCCUGGCCUCGCCUCACCUGGCCUCCAGAGGGCAGAGUCCCGCUCUGUCUCAUUCAGGAGUGAAUCGAUCCUACUCUCCUGGACACAGUCUGCCUUUCUCGUCACCAGGAGUCAGCCAGACCCCCAGAUCAUCUUACCCCUGGACACCGGUCACAGGUAACACCACCAACAUGACCACUAUGUGUGAGGACAUUGAUGAACCAUUGCUUCCUGAGCUGUGUCUUGAACAUUGCUGGACAGAGCCUUUCACAUCUAACAGGGACGGCAUUCUAGGUCAGGCUACCAAGGCCUUCCUGACCUCUGACCUGUCAGGUCAGGACUUCCUCUGCUUCCUGCUGCCUCGUACCCGUCAGCUCAGGUGCCUCAAGUUCAGCUCCAGCAAUGACUGCACGCAGCUCAUCUUCGGUAGCCUCACCACACUCCAUGUUAGGGAUGCAAUCCAGCUAGAGGAUCUGAAGAUGAUGGUCGUGGUGGAAGCCAAUGGAAGCCUGGCCCUCUAUACCGGUAUCAACAAGGUCGGUAACAUCCUGAUCCCAGGGGUCGCUCCUACCAUCAUGAGCAGCAGUGUGGGACCAGGGGGUGUCAUGCCACGCCCUAGUACACCCCUGGAUAGCCCCUACUUGACUUCAUCUCAACGUGCAGGUGUCUCACUCUCCCUAACCGAUCAGGUGGUCCUGCUGUCCCCUGUACCUGGUGAGGUUGGUCACACCAAGCUUCAAGAUUCCACCUGCAGUGAAGACUUGACGCUGUCUCACAGCGCCACCAGUGGUCAGCAUGUCAUUCGUCUUCAGGAUUCGGUCAAGAACAGAUUCACUGUGGUCCUAUCAAAUGACACCAUGAUACGAACAUCGCUGCCCAAAAUAUCAGUGUCUAAUACAGUUAAUCUCUGUCUUGAGGCCAUCAAGUACGUGUUACCGCGCGAUACAGCCAUCCAGUUUCAGGCCAGGUGGUACGCAACCAAUCAUGCACCUGGAGAGCUUCGUGACCAAUCAGAGCUCAUGACUUUUGCUUCCUGUUUGUUGGGUAUGAUGGGAUACAACACUGCACAGCUCAACUUAUUUAGUCAGGACACUGAAUCAGCAGGUUCUCCUGUGGUAGCAGCCAAGAAACACAAGCCAUCGGGCUGGGAUGAGGACUGGGAGUAUCUCUUCUCCUCGGACUAUCACAAUAAGGUGAAGGAUACUCUACCAGUGUUCAACCACCCCGAUACGGCGCCCUCUACCAGUUCAAUGAAUCCAGGCUCUUCUAAUGACGAUUCAACCAAACGUAAACCCCUGGAAACCUCGGCACUUCUCUUCCCCCACAUACCUGGGCUGGCAUUUGUCCUUCAUCUGGUAUACGAGGAGCUGAUGUUGAACAAGUAUCUCAGACAAGAUGUGAGAGAAUUGGUAGUGGUUCUCAAUCAUCUAGCAUGUGAAUUGGACUGGUCCCAGUACAAGGAUUACUACCUCAGGAACCACCCCGCCCUGUUCAGUUCAACUCCAGAGAAAAGCUUGACACCAGAAAUGAAGAAAGAUCUUCAAGUACCAGCCUUCUGGACUCCUCUACCACCCAGCAUUGAUCGCUACCUCUACAACUACAUCAGGGGGGCAAAACAGGACCCCUUCCCAGUCUUGUCUGGUCUCUGCUCCAAAACUAGUGAGAUGGUUUCUCUUUACAUGCUUUGCAUGACUGAAGGUAUACCUGACCUAGCAGGCACACAUCGACUCAGGAGGAGACAGUCUGUCAGUGCUUUCCCGUCAGACUUCAGCUCCAUGGACAGCCUGAACACCUUCCUGCUGCGAUACCCUGACCUCCCCUCCUCCCACCGGACAGUCCUCUACAUGGCUCAUCUCGGCUACACCCUGGCCACCCUUGCCUCCCUGCCAGUGGGCGUGGCUCUCCCUCUGAUGGAGGCCAUCUCACAGUGUCAGGACGCCCCGCACUCUGGCUGGCCCAAGGGGGCGUAUGACCUCCUGGGCAGGCAGGACCUGUCCAACCAGGUCCAGUGGCUUUCAUCGUCCAGUAAGAAGCAUCGGAGGUCAAAGACCCACUGUGGUUCACCAGGGAGUGGCCCUAGCACCAUGGCAACCAAACAAGAUGAACGUGAUGGGAUGGAGCAUCUAGACCAGGAGCUCCUUCGGCUCCGGUUCCCUGAUGAUCUCCGCGUCCAGGAGGUCCGGCGUCUCCUCCAGUCCUCUAAGCCUGUCACCAUCGCUCUCACUCAGAAACCAGAAACAAGUGACCAUGAGUUCAUUGAAGAACAGGAACUACAUCUGUUACUUGUCUCUCAGCGUACAAUGGCUCUCCCAGUUGGCAGAGGAAUCUUCACACUCGGCACUUCCAACGCUGUCAUCACAGAACCACUUCACGUUCCAAAGUUAAACCUCACCGGCAAGGCCCCACCAAGGAACAACACCAUCAACUUUGUGAACAUAGACGUACCAACCAACAUGAACUCCUGGCCUCUCUUUCACAACGGUGUCGCUGCAGGCCUCAAGAUCACCAGGGGAGACAACCAGAUUGACUCUGCAUGGAUUGUGUACAACAGACCUCAGACGACCGAGUUACACAAUGAACAUGCAGGAUUCCUGAUGGCCCUAGGUCUCAAUGGCCAUCUAUCCAAUCUUGAUAAACUCAAUAUACACAAUUAUCUCUGCUCUGGACAUGAGAUGACUAGUGUGGGAUUACUUCUUGGACUUGCGGCUGCAAAGCGAGGUACCAUGGAUGUUACUACCACCAAGAUCCUGUGUAUCCACAUCAGUUCCUUGCUGCCACCCACAUCCACUGAGCUGGACGUACCACACAGCGUCCAGGUGGCGGCCAUCUUGGGAACAGGUCUUGUCUACCAGAAGACUGCCCACAGACACGUAGCUGAAGUACUGCUCGGGGAAAUAGGCCGCCCUCCAGGACCAGAGCUCAAUAACUGUACCAACCGUGAGUCAUACUCCCUAGCAGCAGGGUUAGCUCUUGGUAUGGUCACACUAGGGCGUGGUAGCGGAGCUGUGGGACUUUCAGACCUGAAUAUCCCAGACCAGCUGUAUCACUACAUGGCAGGAGGACACAAGAAACAUGUGAGUGGAAGCAGCAGAGAGAAGAAAUCACCUUGUUAUCAGAUAAGAGAAGGUGACCAGGUCAAUCUUGAUGUGACCUCACCAGGAGCGACCCUUGCCCUUGGUCUAAUGUUCCUUCAGACAGGCAAUAGAGCUGUAGCCGAUUGGUUAGCUGCUCCCGAUACCCAAUCACUGCUAGACAUGGUCAAACCAGACUUCUUACUACUCAGGGCUCUCAGCAGAGGACUAGUGUUGUGGGAUGACAUCAGACCUACAUCUGAAUGGAUUGAUAGCAACAUUCCUCCUAUUGUGAAGAAGUAUGCUUUCAAGGCAAACACAGCAGAGAACAAUGGUGAUGAGGAGAUAGACUACCAGACAAUGAGUCAAGCUAUCUGUAACAUAGGAGCAGGAGCUUGCUUUGUCUUGGGGUUAAGAUUUGCUGGUACUGCCAACAAGUGUGCCUAUGACUGUCUGCUCUCCUACUUGAAGAAACUGAUGAACAGAGCUUCUCAGCCUCUAGUGGAUGUUGCUGGAAGGACAACCUUCAAGACAUGCCUCUAUACAAUCCUGCUUGCUCUGGCCAUGGUAAUGGCUGGCACAGGUGAUGUUGAGCUGCUGCGUGUUGCCCGUGGUCUCCGUAGCCGGGUGCACAACGACAUCUCGUACGGCAACCACAUGGCGUGCUCCAUGGCCAUCGGACUCCUCUUCAUGGGGGGAGGGCGCUAUACACUCAGCACAUCCCAGGAGUCCGUGGCUGCUCUCAUUACAAGUCUCUUCCCAUGCUUCCCAGGAAACAGCAAAGGCAACAGGUACCAUCUACAAGCUCUGAGGCACCUGUACGUGUUAGCAGCAGAACCCAGAUUGAUCCUUCCUAAAGAUGUAGAGACUGGGAAACCUUGCUACGUGCCUCUUGAAGUCACCCUCAAGGAAUCCGAGUGGCAUGAUGAGACGAUACUGAAGCUGAUGGCACCGUGCAUCAUUGGUGAACUCCGUAGCCUCAAGAGUGUACGGAUCCUUGGUCCAAGGUACCUUGGUGUGACCCUUAACCUAGAGCGUGACCUUGAUACUCUGAAGGGACUCCUAACGUCUGGAGGAACCCUGUUUGUCAAGCCGAGAGCUGGACACCUCUCUUAUGCCGAGGAUCCAAAGGGUUACCGCAGCCUCCUCGCUCAGCUCCUUACCCAUGAGACCUCUAGCCAUUCGACCUCUGACCUCAAGCUCAUUGAGUCUUUCACCUCUGACCCUCGCAUCCUCAACUUUGUGAAGCAGUUCUGCUGGUGGAACUCUGACAAGCCUAAAAACGAAGAUGAGAAGUCCUUGAUGAUGGGUAGCUUGCUCUUUGAGAGUGUUACCAAGGAAAAAUUGGCUGUACUCCCAGUGCUUCUUGAAGUCCACCAGUCUUUGGACCAGCCACUUGAGAGCUUAAAUGCUUCCGAUCUAUGGCAACUCAAGCUAGUACUAGCAUACUACAGCCAUCAUCCUGCAGUGAAAACUCCUAUGGAUGAGUCUACCCAGGCACCUAUGCAGAGAAGGAGGUUAGUCCAUGCUGAGGCCUGUGCACACUUCAAGUCGAGACUGGACUCAAUUCUUGACACCUGGCUGCAAGUUACAGGUGACAGCUCACUCCCAGAGGUCUUUGCAGCUCUCCAAGAUUACCAUCUCCCAGUGUCAGCUGUUCUUAGGAUAUACCAGUGUUUGCAGAGGACCAGAUAGCAGAAGGAUCCAUGUGGAACUUGACAUUGAUAGGGAUUCCUAACUGAUCACGGCGACUACCAUACUACUAAUGUUUGCAAGGAGCAGGAUACAGGGUGUUGCCCAUGAGGGAUCUUCUAGGCUGUCAAAGACUUUCACCUUCCAGUGUUAGCUGUUCUUAGAAGAAAACAAUAUUUGCAGGGGAUCAGGUAGCAGUUGAAUCUAUGUGGAACCAUGUCAUGUUCAAGGGCCUUCUUGGCUCUGCAAGACUACCAUACCAAGGAGUCAGCUUUUCAUACCAGUGUAUAC
Messenger RNA from Strongylocentrotus purpuratus (purple sea urchin), 5477 nucleotides. RefSeq names its product anaphase-promoting complex subunit 1 (gene anapc1). Gene Ontology annotation, cellular component: anaphase-promoting complex. The record is from RefSeq and is a predicted model, not a curated record. Lineage: Eukaryota; Metazoa; Echinodermata; Echinoidea; Camarodonta; Strongylocentrotidae. Gene Ontology annotation, molecular function: molecular adaptor activity. The coding region runs from base 114 to 5189 and encodes 1691 amino acids. The transcript has 40 exons. Gene Ontology annotation, biological process: anaphase-promoting complex-dependent catabolic process; metaphase/anaphase transition of mitotic cell cycle; protein K11-linked ubiquitination.